AUGGAUGACAUAAGUAACAACGAAUACAGCGAUGCGAUAGGCAUCCGAUACAAUUGCUUUCGCCUCGCUGCGAAUGCAGAACAAGCAAAGAUUACUCGACAGAUCUCCUCGUAUUGCUUGAGCGAAUCACCGUCAACCUUCCGCAUCGAAAAAGAUCCCACACUACCAACACAUUCCUUCUCAAGUCUCGCAAAAAGGAACAUCACCGGUGAAGAUCUAUACCUUUGGUCAGCACCGAUUGAUAUCAUCGAACAAUAUCAAAUCUUUUUACAGUCAAAUGAUUUAUUAUUAGCCAAAGCCAUCUUCUACAAUUGUACAUUACCGCGAUUCGGAUCGGUAUGCCAAUACGAAUUGUUUUACCAAUACGAAAAUGAUUCAUCCUUACAUGAGAUGAUUCAUAACUAUUAUGAAAGUUAUCGAUAUCACUCAACUGACAUGACGUGUUACGUUCACAUGAAGUGCAAACGUGGUUACCCACCUGCGUGUUUAGAUUGGACGGAGAUUUGUGAUGGUAAAGUUGAUUGUCUUGAUGGAAACUAUGACGAAGAACAUUGUUGGCAGUUGGAACUGAAUCAAUGUGAAGAAAAUGAUUAUCAAUGUACGAUUGGACAAUGCAUACCAAAAGAAUUUGUUGAAGACGAUUCGAGAACGUUUGAUUGUGUUGACAGUUCAGAUGAACAUAAUACAUUAGUUACUGACUAUUUGGCUGUGCGUGGCAAUUAUGAGCCGGCAUUCGGAUAUGAAGACAUUCGAUGUCAACGUACAUUUUUGACAAGUUCUUGUCGAGAAGAACGACGAUAUUUACUCGUUCAAUCGAUGUUUUCUAUCAAAGAUGAUUCGAUUUCGGACAAAUGUUGGUCCGCUUUUAAAUGUUACUUUGCUUUACCGAAUCCAACUUAUCCCACGAUCACAAAAGAGAUUAUCGAUACAGAGUGUGUGCCAACAUUACAACAAACUUGUCCAGACAUGCUAGCUGUUCCUAAUACUCCGGCCUUCUUCGGAUACAUUUACACCGCUUAUAAAAAGAACGAUCCGCCUUACGUCGACAACUAUGUUUUACCUUAUUUGUGCUCGAAUAAACCCUUUGGCCAUGGAUUACUCGAUCUAGUUCUCGAUGUGUCAACGAACGAAACAACUUGUUUUAGAAUUAAUCACUCAAUUAACAUCAUGACUUUUCAUACAGCUAAUUGGAAUUCGCAGUACGAAACGCCCAUCAAUGGUAUAUUUCGUCAAAUACGAGAAAUCGAACCGAUGAUCAACUUUCCGCCAAAGCUAUGCAAUGAAUCGCAUUUUUAUCAAUGCAAGAAUUCGUUGAAAUGUAUUCCAUUCCAUCGUUUGAUGAAUGGCGUUCCUGACUGUCCGUACGACGAUGAUGAGAACAUUUUCAAACAUACCAAUGCUAGGCUAUUCGCGAGGUUAAAAUCGAAGUAUUAUAAGUGUUAUUUUAUUGAUAAGUACAUUCCUCACUCAGCAAUUUCAAAUUUUAAGUGUGAUUGCAGAGAGUUGGACGACCUUUUCUGUGAAGAUGAACACAUUUUUGAGAAUUUUACCAAGCGAACGAUAUCGUUUCAAACCAUUUGUGAUGGAUUUCAAGAAUUGUAUCCAAUCCAGAUCGACGGAAAGAACCAAACCGAUGAAACUAGGUGUGAACAAUGGGAAUGCGAUAAUAUCUAUACACGUUGUGAUGGAAUAUGGGAUUGUUUACACGGAGAAGAUGAACUUAACUGUGAUUCCUCACCGGCGUUCUCAAAAUGCUCUUCUGAUUCUCGACUCUGCGUAAAUAAAACGACAUCGGCGUUCACGUGUUUACCAGUUGAGUACGUUAACGAUGGUAAAGUCGACUGCCUUGGUGGUACCGAUGAACAAAAGUUAUGUCCGGCGACACUACUGUAUACACAACGGCGAUUUUACUGUAUUACCAAUAACUCUUUACGGUGUCUGCCAUCCGCUCAGCUGUGCAAUGGUCACAAAGAUUGCCUAUACGGAGACGAUGAACAGUUCUGCCAGCAAAAUCGAUCGAUGUACAUGAGUAUUUGCAAAGAUGAAUACAUAUUAUUAGCUUCCGAUGUGGAAAGAUUCUUAUGUAACGUUUCAGGAGGUACCCGAAGAGCUGCACUGAAACAUUUUACAAUUAACGGAUUUUCUCAAUCAUCCGAAAAUCAAGUGGACGAUGAUGAAACCAUCGACAUAGCAAGUUUAAACAAGUAUAGGCCAGUUCGGUUAUUGGAUGAUCCUCGUUGCUAUCGUGGCCUUGAUGUACGUGUUUGGUUGAACAAACCAAUGAAUAUCUAUACAAGCGCUUGUCUUUGUCCGCCGAGUUAUUACGGAGAUCGAUGCCAAUAUCAAAACGAACGCUUAAGUCUAUCCAUUCGUUUUCAUGCAUCUGCUCUAGCAAGACAAAGUCCGUUCAUAAUACUCGUUUUGUUAAUUGAUAAUACCAACCGACGAACGAUUCAAUCUUAUGAGCAAUUCACUUAUUUGCCCAUUCGAGAUUGUAAAAUCAAAUUUAAUCUCUAUUUACUCUAUUCAACGCGACCAAAGCAGAUGAAUAAAACUUACUCGAUACAUAUCAAUAUUUAUGAACAGCACUCGUUACAACAUCGAGCGAGUUUACUCUACCCUGUGAAAUUCUUAUUUCUACCGGUUCAUCGUUUGGCAUUCAUCGUCGACAUUCCAUUUGUGGACGAUGAAUAUUUUACACACAGAAUCUGUUCAGAUAAGCGAUGUCUUCAUGGACGCUGCGUUCAGUAUGCCAAUACAAAGCAAACGUUUUGUCAAUGCGAACAAGAUUGGUCAGGGAAGUUUUGUCACAUUCCGUACAACUGUACUUGUUCAUCGAAUUCCUUGUGUGUGGGUGCCUUGAAUAACCGUCGACCGAUAUGCAUUUGUCCGGAGAAAUACUUCGGCGCUCAAUGUUAUAUUCGAAAUCGAUUCUGUGAUAGUUCUCCGUGCCAAAACCAUGGUAAAUGUGUUCCACACGAUGAUUUUAUGCUAUCGACAAAUGAAGAGAAUUAUUUCUGUAUUUGUUCGAAAGGUUUCAGCGGAAAACAAUGCGAACGACUCGAUACUCAAAUUGAUUUGAUAUUCGAUAAAAAUCUUCGUCUCUCUCCUUCGCUUUUCAUUCAUUUCAUAACGAUCAUUCCAAUCUAUCCAUGGAUUCUUAGCAUUCCUAAAUCUUCACCACAGAGAUUAACAACUUUGCAAACAAUAUCUCAAGCAACGAACUCGUUGAAAAUCUAUUGGUCUCGACCAUUCCAUCUAACAUUCAUCGAAACCUUCGAUAAAACUUACUAUUUACCUGUUAUUCAACCAGUGUAUAACUAUUCCCAAACAAUCGUGAGAACAGUCGAUUUGUCAAAUCGCUGUCCACCGAUCAGUGAACUAAUGAGUGCAACUUUUGCCCAACUUCAUCUACUUGAUCGGAUCAAAUCCUAUCAUUUGAUUUGUCAACGUUCUUCUCCGCAUCUGCAAUGUUUUCACGAUGAUGUUCACCUUUGUUUAUGUUACGACCAUGGGAAAAAACGUUUAGCAAACUGCUUCAAAUUCGAUCAUCAAAUGAAAUUCGAUUGUUUCGGGCGCAACGAAUGCGAAAACGACGGACAAUGUUUUCAAGACUCACCCGUUUGUCCUAGACGAUCGAUCUGUGUCUGUUCUCUAUGUCACUAUGGAAGUCGAUGUCAAUUUACAACGAGCGAGUUCGGCCUAUCACUCGACGCUAUUCUAGCUUACUAUAUCAUUCCAGAUGCUAAUAUUUUCCAUCAAACACCCAUUGUGAAACUCAGCUUUUCAUUGACGAUCGUAUUUAUUAUUCUAGGAUUGAUCAAUGGAACUCUUUCAUUUGUCACAUUCAAAAAUAAACGUGUACUGACAGUUGGUUGUGGGAUCUAUUUAUUAAGUUUGUCGAUAAUCACGAUCUGCACGAUGAUUUUAUUUGGGCUAAAGUAUUUUAUUUACUUGUCGAGUCAAAUCACGAUACCAUCGAACGUCUCGUUCCUUCGAAUGCAAUGUUCUUCGUUAGAUUUUCUUCUACGGAUUUGUCUUCAUAUGGAUCAAUGGUUAACAGCGUGCAUUGCGAUAGAGAGAGUAAUGACUGUGAUUCAAGGUGUUCAUUUCGAGAAAGAAAAAAGUAAAAGGUGGGCGAAAAAGAUACUAAUUCUGCUUUUGAUUGCCGUUGUGUUAACAUCAUUACAUGAUCCGCUCCAUCGUCGAUUAUUUGAAGAGCAAGAUAAUGAUAAUAAGAGACGAAUUUGGUGCAUCGUAAGUUAUUCUCCGAAAAUGCAAACCUACAAUCGAAUUAUCAAUACACUGCAUUUUUUCAUUCCAUUUCUUGCCAAUUUGAUAUCAUCGAUUAUUUUAAUCACCAAAAAAUCACAUCACCACUCGUCUCUACAACAACAUUGCUCGCGUAAAAAAACGUUAUGUCGACAAUUCGCCGAGCAUCGGCAUCUGUUAGUGGCACCUGUUAUACUAUUCUUUCUCGGGCUGCCACGACUGUUUCUUUCCUACGUAUCCAAAUGUAUGAAUUCCGCGAAAGAUUCGUGGAUAUUUCUCUGCGGAUAUUUCAUUUCUUUUAUUCCGCCGGUGAUUUCUUUUCUCAUCUUUGUUCUGCCAUCUAAAUUCUAUAGAAAAGAAUGGCGAAAGUCGAUUCGUUGGCGACCAAACAGCAUCUUUCCGAAUUGA
Molecule: messenger RNA, 4680 nt
Organism: Adineta ricciae
Lineage: Eukaryota; Metazoa; Rotifera; Eurotatoria; Adinetida; Adinetidae
Source: the annotation of a GenBank genome assembly